Myripristis murdjan (pinecone soldierfish) is the source of this 5282-nucleotide messenger RNA. RefSeq names its product mitogen-activated protein kinase-binding protein 1-like. The transcript is spliced from 33 exons. The coding region runs from base 69 to 4700 and encodes 1543 amino acids. Gene Ontology annotation, biological process: positive regulation of JNK cascade; negative regulation of canonical NF-kappaB signal transduction. Gene Ontology annotation, cellular component: cytoplasm. The record is from RefSeq and is a predicted model, not a curated record. NCBI's taxonomy places the organism in Eukaryota, Metazoa, Chordata, Actinopteri, Holocentriformes, Holocentridae. Gene Ontology annotation, molecular function: protein binding.
CUCGCAGCUUCAUCUGGUGGCUUGUCAGCGGUGGAUGGUUGGACAGCAGCAGCGCCGGUGACACCAAAAUGACAGGCGAUGGAUCAACCAUCAAAAGUCGCAUCAGGAAUUUGCUGCGCUCUCCAGCAGCCAAACACAAGAAGAACAGGAAAGAGAGUCUGGCCGGGAAGGUGACGUUGGAAAAGGUCUUGGGAAUCACUGCUUCAGGGAACAGUGGUCUUGCCUGCGACCCGCGAUCCGGGCUAGUGGCCUACCCUGCAGGUUGUGUGGUCGUCCUGCUGAAUCCCAAGAAGAACAGACAACACCACAUCAUCAACGUUUCAAGAAAGACCAUCACAGCUCUGUCCUUCUCCCCUGACGGCAAGUACUUGGUUACAGGAGAGAGCGGUCACCUACCAGCGGUGAGGCUGUGGGAUGUGGCAGAACGAAGACAGGUGGCAGAGCUGCAGAAGCACAAAUACGGCAUCUCCUGUGUGGCUUUCUCUCCCAACAGCAAGUACAUUGUCAGUGUGGGGAACCAGCAUGACAUGAUGGUCAACGUCUGGGCGUGGAAGAAAGACGUGGUGGUGGCUGCUAACAAGGUGUCCAGUAAGGUGACAGGGGUGUCUUUCUCUGAGGACAGCUCCUACUUUGUAACUGCAGGCAACAGACACGUCAAGUUCUGGUAUCUGGAUCACUGCAAGCCCAUCAAGGCCAGUGCUCCCGUCCCUCUGCUGGGACGCUCAGGGCUGCUGGGAGAGCUGAGGAACAACUUCUUCUGCGACGUGGCCUGUGGACGUGGCUCUCAAUCUGACUCCACCUUCUGCAUCACCUCCUCUGGUCUGCUGUGUGAGUUUAACAGCAAGAGGAUGUUGGACAAGUGGGUGGACCUGCAGACGGGCGUGGCCCAGUCGCUGUCUGUGUCUGAGGAUCUGAUCUUCUGUGGCUGUGCUGAUGGCGUGGUGCGAGCCUUCAGCCCCGCUGACCUGUGCUUUGUCUGCACGCUGCCACGACCGCACCCCGCCGGCACUGACGUCUCUGCCGUCACCGAGGCCAGCCACCUGUUUUCUACCAAGACGACUGCCCGCUACCCAGACUCCAUUGCUGUGACCUAUGACCCUGUCAGCCACUGGCUCAGCUGCGUGUACAAUGACCACAGUGUGUAUGUGUGGGAUGUGCGAGAUGUGUACAGGGUGGGGAAAGUGCACUCUGCCCUCUUCCACACUGCCUGUGUCUGGGAUCUGCAGAUGUUCCCAGAGGUUCCUGAGGGAUCGGACGCUGGCCUGUCAUCAGGCAUGUUCCUCAGUUGCUCAGCUGAUAACACCGUCAGAUUAUGGCGCAUGGACGGCAGCGUGCACACUCACAGUCGUCCCCGAAACAUCCUCAGCAGCGAUCUGCUGAAUAUCAUCCACAUGGACGGACACAGCUCUGCCGCGCUGGAUCCAGAGAGCUCAGUGAGUGCAGAGAGGUCAGGGGAGGGGCCGACAGCGGAGAGCAGGACAGGCAUCCGGACCAUCUGUGUCAGCCCAGACGGCAAACACCUGGCAUCUGGAGAUCGCAAUGGGGUGUUAAGAGUUCAUGACCUCAGCAGCAUGGAGGAGAUUCUGAGAGUGGAGGCCCAUGAUGCUGAAAUCCUCUGUCUGGAGUACUCUAAACCAGAAACAGGUCUGAGGCUGCUGGCCACGGCGAGCAGGGACCGUCUGAUCCACGUCUUGGACGCUGAGGAUGACUACAGUCUGGUGCAGACGCUGGAUGAGCACUCUUCAUCCAUAACAGCCGUCCGCUUUGCCGCCAAUGACAACAAGGUGAGGAUGAUCAGCUGUGGGGCAGAUAAGAGCAUCUAUUUCCACACGGCGCACAGGAGUGACAGCAGGACAGAGUUCAGGCGCUCUCACCAUGUGGUGAGGAAGACCACGCUGUACGACAUGGGUGUCGACCCCACCUGCAAGUACGCUGCUGUCGCUUGCCAGGACCGCUGCAUAAGGAUCUUCAACAUCAGCAGUGGCAAACAGAAGAAGCUGUACAAAGGAUCACUGAGUGAAGAUGGCAGUCUGCUCAGGGUUCAGACAGAUCCCUCUGGUCAGUAUGUGGCCACCAGCUGCUCUGAUAAGAACAUCAGCAUCUUUGACUUCUACACUGGAGAGUGUGUCGCCACCAUGUUCGGACACUCUGAGAUCGUCACUGGGAUGAAGUUUACCAACGACUGCAAACAUCUGAUAUCUGUGUCAGGGGACAGCUGUAUCUUUGUAUGGCGCCUGGCUCCAGAACUGACCAUCAACAUGAGAGAGAGGCUCUGCCAGCUCAGACAAAACCCCAGCACCCCACCCUGCAAGACCGCCAGUCUCCGGCGAGAGCUGUACAGUGCGCCCGCUCUGGGCGGCCUGUCGUCUGACAGCGAUCGAGAGCACGAGGAGGACGGGGCGGAGAUCAACGACCCCAACGACCCGGAAGACAUCGCAGCCAACACUUCCUCUGACAGCAGCCACGGAGAGGAGGACACGGGUGGCUCUGAUGAAGGGCAGGACUGGCAGCUGUCAAAGCAUGGAGGGAGCAGCCCGGCCACUCCUGACUCCACCAAACGUCCUCGGAGGCGCUGGUCCCAUCGAAUGGGUUCCCUGGAACUGAUGGUCAAGUCCAUGCUGGACUUGAGGCAACUGGACACGUUCUCCCACAAAAAAAGUCCUGAGUGCCGCCCUCGUGACAAAGACAAACGGAGCACCUCCAGCCUGCAGGAGCCUGUGCAGCCGUUGGAGGAGCGAGCUAAAAAGCGCCGGGCGUGGCCACAUACCGACUGGCUGUCCUCACACACAUCUAAAGGCACCAAGGGGACCGGGGGAUCUGUGCUCUACCCUGAAAUGCCUGAGGACAGUAUAAGCCUACACGGCAGUGAUUACAUGGUGAAGGAGCUGCGCUGCAGGAUGCAAGGGAAGCGAGGUGGGGAGAGCCAGGACAGCCACAGCCCAGACAGCGCCUGCUCUCUGGGAUAUGACAGCAGGGAGUCCAGCCUUGACUGCGUCCUGGAUGAUUCAGAGGACAUGGAAUCACUGAGCGAGGAUAGCUCUGAUGAGGAGAAUGAAGAGAGGGAGGAGGAGGAGGAGGAGGAAGAGGAGCGGAAGACAGCAGUGACGAGUAUAGAUGAAGCUCUGAGGACAGUGACUGAUGCUCUUGACCAUGGCCAGGAGGAUUUCCUCAGGAGGAACUUUGAGACACUGGCAGACAACAACAACACAACUGAGCAGAGCAGAGUCCCAAGACUCAGCAUGUCUUCACGCUUCCUGGCUAGAGGACACGAUAACAGGAGCGUGCCUCUGUUUGCCAGAGCAUAUGAAAAAGAGCCUGGCAGCCGCUCUGUGAAGCCGCCAGUGUCCAAAGUACGGCCACUGAUGGAAGGGAGCCAGGGCAGAAACACAGAAGACAAGACGCCCAUGUCCCCUGGCAGGAUCAAGGGGCCAAACAGGAUUGAUGCUGGAGCUGCAGAGAGGAACUGCGCUUCCGUCCAGCCCCAGAGGAAGAGGUCAUCAGGCGCCCACUUGUGGAGGCUUUCCAACCCCAAUCUCAGACCUCCGCUGCUGGUGGACAGAGCAGCGAACUUACAGAAAUCCCAGUCUGCCCAGAACCUGUCCAUUCCUCACUCCCCUGUGCCCUCCACUGACAUAGUGGAGGUGCGCCAGAGACCCCAGCAACUUUUCACAAGCCGUGACUCUGUCAGACCUUCCUCCCUUGUUUCCUCACCCUCUUCUGGGUCGCCACCGUCGCCCCAGUCCCCGCUGCCCUGGGAGAGUCCCAGACUGCGGCCCCAGCACUCCUACAUGAACCCCACCACCAGCUCCAUGGCCAAAUGCAGCCGUUCUUCCUCCCUGGGAGAGGGCAUGCAGCUUGCGACGCCGCCUUCCUCCCCGUCCUUCCCAAAGAGCAGCAGGUCAUCUGGCUCGCAGGAGGUCGAGCCUCCCCUCCUCGCCUCCUCACCCAUCUCCGCUUUCCCCGCCCCUCUCUCCUCAUCCAGCAGCCCCUCCCCCUCUCCAACGCCUCUUCCUCCUACCGCCACAGUUUCACCAAGUGCUGGCUUCCCCCUCAAUGCCCCGCCCUCUCGGAUUCCGCUUCCCAAACAGCCACUCGGCCCUCGGCGCAGCCUCGGUCAUGACGUAAAGCUGAAUUUGGAUUGGUGCGGCGGCCAGGCGAGGGCAUCCACUCCUACAGGAGAUCCUGGAUGCGAUGCUGCAUCAGCACUGGGAACCAGACCAGCGCUGGAUCCUGCCCUGCCCAGCCCGCUGCCAGCCAAGCAGAAGAGGGGCUUGGCCUCUGAGAGUGCCAAUGGGACGGGGCGUGUAGCGGUGCCUAAAGAGCGCCCCCUGCUGUCCGUCCAAGCCGUCACACAGGGUGCUGAUCUCCAACCAGAACACUCUAUCACCUUGGAAACUUGCAGGCAGGCCGUCGCCGAGCUUCACAACAGUUUCAGGAGAACUGUCAUGCUCUACACUACGGUGUUGAGCUGCGGCUCAGAGGCCAGAGAAGACCAAGAGGAAGUCCAGAGGGUUCUGUCUGAGGCCCUGAGCCUGGUGCAGGCCGAGCUGCACACUCUGCCCCACCCCACCUCACACCCCGGAGGGGCCCCAGGGAACCUAGGGGUCAAAGGUGAGGGAGACAGGGCCCUGGCUCUGCUGCAGCAGUACUCCGAGCUCCUGCUGAAGUCUGUGGAGAGGAGACUAGACAGCAAAACCUGAGCAGAUGGGAUGAUCCUGCACAAAUGCCAAUAGGAGCCUACACACACACACACGCUCACAUAUUAGCACUGUGAAUUUCCCACUUGUGUUAUUUGCACAGAGAUCUACUGUUGUUUUAUUUGUAGACUGAAAUACAGAUGCAAUGUUAUUAUGUUUGGAGAAUCUGUGAAAUGAAUGCUGAGGAUUUUGCACUGAGGAAAACAACGACUGCGCAGAGUGAAAGACAGAGUUGCCAUAUUUUCCAAGUUUUCAAACUACUAUAGCUCUUCUUUUUGUCUUUUACACUUUUUAAUGCUAAAUUUUCAUAAGCAUCAUCAAGCACCUGGUGUUUGCGAGAUUAAAUGUUAAACUUCAGCACAGUGAACACUGAUUCUCUUUAUGUUUUCAAUAUGACAGUGAGUUUUUUUGUUGUCUGUAUUCAUGCUUUAGAUUUGAUAAAGUUUCCAUAGAGUCGAUUUGAGUGUUUUACUUGGAUUUUGUGUUUUUCUAAGAAAGAUAUUUCUCUGCAUUCUUACUCUUCUACAAUUUCAAACUGUUGUGCUAUUGUCCUUAAAGCUCUUACAAAAUAAACAGUGGAAACAA